Prorocentrum cordatum is the source of this 1212-nucleotide messenger RNA. NCBI's taxonomy places the organism in Eukaryota, Dinophyceae, Prorocentrales, Prorocentraceae. The record is from the annotation of a GenBank genome assembly.
GUUUGUUCAGUCAGCGUGGCGAUCGGCGGAGGAUGCGGGUUGGUGAUGUGGUAGAGCUGAUACAACAAGGCGUCGUUUGAUGUUGCAGCGUCUGUGCUGCUCGCCGUUAGGUAUGCUUGCAUGUGACGUUGUAACGAGUGGUUUGCGCAGUGCCCUCCACACUGAUCCGAUCACGCUGGCAAACUGCAACUGCUUUUGAUCAGCUUGCGGACCGCUAUUCCUCUACUACACCUCCCCGGCACAGUUUACAGUUUACGCCACCUCUUGCCCCAUUCUGCGCGAUGGCCUCCGCCAUGUCCAUGCCGAUGCAGCGCGCCGUCCGUUUUUGCGUCAAGAACACCUUCAUCGAUGACAUCGACGCAGGCGUCGGUGAGGAGCAGCCGCCCUUCCUGCCGCGGAGCCGCACGGAGCCGCUCCCACAGAGUGCCCCCAGCGACUGCGAAGAGCCCUCUGGUGCGGACUCCGAGGGCGACGAGUCCCCGAACAGCGCAGGGAACGGCCCGGAGACGCCCCGCAGACGGCCAGUGGCCCGGGAGUCGGGCGCUCUGGCGCGCCCUGGAGCUGCGGCCUGUCCUGCUCCAGUGAAGCGCACCGCCAGCCUCCGCGCGAAGGACACCGUCGUCGACGUCGACGACGCAGAGGAGGACGACGAGGGGGCGCAGCUGCCCUUUCCGCCGCGGAGCCGCACGGAGCCCGUCGCGCGGCUGGUCUCGCUGGAGAGCACGGACUGCGGCGACGACCUCCGCAGCGACUCGGGGAGCGACGAGGGGGGAUCCGACUGCACCCGCGAGGACCACUGCGAGUACCCCGCCCACACGCCGUUCGCUGCGGCCACGCCCACGCCCUGGCCCGACACCAGGGAGGCCCAGCAGCUGCGCUUCUUCCCCUCGCCGGCGCCCCCGCGGGCGCCGCCGCCCGACGCCCCCGCGGACCCGCGCGCGGCGCCGCGCCGCGCGCCGCCGCGGGCCCUCGCCGCCCCCGGCGCGCUGGCGAUCAGCGCGCGGGACAGGAGCCUGGCCGUCAGCCGGGCGGGCGGCGCCUGCCGCGUGCAGUGGAGCGUGGACGCGAAGAAGCUGCGGGGCUCGGACAAGCAGGCGGUCUCCCCGCCGCUGGAGCUCUCCCUGCGCCCGGGCGCGCCGCCCGCCACCUUCAAGCUGCUGCUCUGCCCGAGCGGCGGGGACUCCUUCCGGAAGGCGGGGGGCGUGGGCCAGG